GAACCUUUCUUAGGAUGCUGGCUGGAGGGGCCUGACGCGCCAAGGCCCAAGGCGGGUUUGUCUCAACUUUCUCAACCUCGGGAAGGACUCGACUUUCUCUCCAUCUCGGGCGGGCUGAUCUUACUUUCUCUCUUGUCUCAACCACGAUCGACCAGGCUUGACACCAGCAGCCCGCAGCAGCCGCAGCAGCAGCAGCACUACACUCAGCUCUUUUGCAUCUUGACAACGUAGUGUCCGAAGCGGACGACGUCGAGCAGUUGCAACCAUGGCCUUUCGCAAUGGGUCGUUUGCGACCUUCCUCAUCGUGUGCCCAACGAGUUUCUUCCUCGGCAUAAUCUUCUCCCUCUUCCCCUACGACUACCCAAUCCUAUGGUCCACGACCCCAACGCCGGCCACGCACUUCGACUAUUUUGAAUCCCACCUCCGCUUCCUCCACGCCUCCCCACCCCUCAUCCCACGCAUCCUCCACAUCGUCAUCUUCUUGGGUCUGGCCGGCCUCGUCACGAAACUCUACCGUCCCUCCGAGAGCAACAUGCUCUUCGACGGCGCAAGUCUGGUGCUGUAUAUGUGCGGCGUGACGGUCUAUAUCGCGAACAUCGUCAAGGGGUUGCGGCUGGUCAGCGCGGGGAAAUACGGGGAUGAUUUACUUCCCGGGAAUGGUGGUGCAGCAGCAGCAGCAGACGAGGAAGGCCAGAUUCUGGGGAGGGAGGACUCGCUUAAGGUCCUGGCGGCUAGUAAUACCAUUCUUGCGCUUGUGUUGGUCGGCGUGCUUGUUUUGCAGGCGGGGCAGUGGUAUGCCGAGCGGAAGGAGGCGCAGGAGGUGGAGAGUUUCAAAACUUCCCCUUCGUCGAAGAAGGGGUCUGCUGGGAAGGGGGCUGAGGGGGAGGAGAAGGAGAGGGUUGAAGGUGAGGACGAGAGUGAUCGCGGGAAGGAGAAUGUGAAGGAUACUGCUACUGCUACUUCUACUGGUAGGGUGACCAGGCAGGCGAGUUCGAGGAAGAAGAAUUAGGGAUGGAUUCAUCUGGGAUUCUGGGCGAGGAUUGUGUUCUGUUGAUUGGGAGGAGGUGGUGCAGGGAGGUUGGGAAGAGGUGGAUUGUGGAUGGGGUUUCAGUGUGUAUGUGUAUUUCUUGCUGCUGAGACGGCUGAUGUGGUAUUGGAGUGGUGAACGUUUGUGGAGGGUCCAUCGGCUGUAUAUACCUUGUAUACUGUAGCUGUAGCUGUAGCUGUAGGCUUGCUGGACUGGUGGUUGCUUUCACGGGUUGGGAUGCUACUGGAGUGACGAUGGUGAUGAUGAUAUAAGGGCCAUUGCCAUGAAGACCAACUCCUACGAGAAAAUUCAUUCUCAUGCCUCCUAUAUACACAGACCCGGACAACAGUCCCACCCCUCUUGAGUCAUCAAACAUAAACAUAAUGGCUAUAAUUUGGGAGGGGGAAUCAUUUAACAAACACAGCAGAAAGCGAGAGACAAGGCUAAUAUGAACAAUAACAGUAACAACAA
Molecule: messenger RNA, 1498 nt
Organism: Aspergillus homomorphus CBS 101889
Lineage: Eukaryota; Fungi; Ascomycota; Eurotiomycetes; Eurotiales; Aspergillaceae
Product: putative secretory component protein shr3
Exons: 2
Coding region: 266-1009 (247 amino acids)
Biological process (GO): endoplasmic reticulum to Golgi vesicle-mediated transport
Cellular component (GO): endoplasmic reticulum membrane
Source: RefSeq, a predicted model, not a curated record